AUGACGACCCUGUUGGAUCUAUCACGACAUGUGGAUGUCAUUGAGUCGCUGCGUCAUGAGAUUGGGAAGCAGGUCAGUGAGGCCGGCUGGACGGGCUGGAACAGGACAAAUAUUCAAAAUCUGAGGCUACUGGAUAGCGUCAUCAAGGAGAGCAUGCGGGACGGAAAUCGUGAUCCGGUCGUAUACGACAAGCCUGAUGAGUGGGAUGGCUUCCGUUAUUACAAGAUGAGACAGGCUGGUGAUAAGGAGGACAUGGCCCAACUGGCUUGUGCCACGGUCGAACAUGCCGGCUUUGGGGUCGGCAAGCAUUCUUGCCCAGGCAGAUUCUAUGCAUCCGACCUCAUCAAGAUCAUUUUGUGCCACAUUCUGAUGAAGUAUGAUUGGAAAGUGGUUGACAAUGGCUCCCCCGAGACGGUAGUGGUAGCCUGGACGCAGAUGGUUCAUCCAGACGUGAAGAUUCUCUUCAAACGUAGAUAG
This is a messenger RNA of Diaporthe batatas, 477 nucleotides long. RefSeq lists its product as uncharacterized. Lineage: Eukaryota; Fungi; Ascomycota; Sordariomycetes; Diaporthales; Diaporthaceae. The record is from RefSeq and is a predicted model, not a curated record. Gene Ontology annotation, molecular function: heme binding; iron ion binding; monooxygenase activity. The transcript has 2 exons. The coding region runs from base 1 to 477 and encodes 158 amino acids.